Messenger RNA from Odontomachus brunneus, 4044 nucleotides. It is a transcript of the gene glo, whose product is annotated as heterogeneous nuclear ribonucleoprotein H2-like. Gene Ontology annotation, molecular function: RNA binding. The record is from RefSeq and is a predicted model, not a curated record. The coding region runs from base 1857 to 3071 and encodes 404 amino acids. NCBI's taxonomy places the organism in Eukaryota, Metazoa, Arthropoda, Insecta, Hymenoptera, Formicidae. Gene Ontology annotation, biological process: regulation of RNA splicing. Gene Ontology annotation, cellular component: ribonucleoprotein complex; nucleoplasm. The transcript has 11 exons.
UAAAAGUAAAUUCGCAUAUAAGUAAAGAGACAGAGAAGAAGGGACAGGCAAAGAUAAUAUAAGUCUGCGAAUUGAAAAAACAUAUAUCUCUGAUGUAAUAAUUAUUCGAGAAAGCAAUCAGAAGUGAUCGCGUUUGGAGUUAAAAUUAGAUAUAUAAGAGGGAAAGAAGCAAUUCUUGAAAUAAACGAUAAUUAUACAGAAAUUAUGGAGUUACCUUAUAAAACGUUUAUACAGCUGUUUGACAUACCAGUUGAACGAGAAUAUUAUAAUAUGUAUUUCCAUCCAAACAUUUGUCACGUUUGUAAAAGGAGACUCGGAACAUGUGAACUUAUUAAAGUAUGCGAGUGCAGUAUGAUUUCCUAUUGCUGCAAUAGACACAAAAGAAUACAUCAGAGGCAACACCAAACCUUUGCUACGCUAUAAUUAAAGUAAACGGCCAUAAGAUACUGUGGGACACUUGCAGCACAAAUAUAGUCGAAUGGACCGAUACAAAAACGAGAUUAUUAGUCCAAGCGGAACUGCAUCAUGAACUGAGAUUGUAUGAGAAACAGAUAUUCUGAUUCGUAAAAUCAUGUUUCAUUUGCUACAAACGACCUGAUCAGAAGAGAAAUUUCUGCAGAAAAUGCCACUACAUCAACUAUUGCAAUGCUCAUGAAAGUGCGUUACAUAUGCAUAAGUAUUUGUGCUCGCAAUUGGAAUUGAGUCUCUCUCUGGAUUUGGGAAUUAUCGGGUCUUUCGAAUACCCAAGAAUGGAUUUUAUUAUUGAUUUCCCUAAAUCGAACUAAUACAUUUGCGAUAUGAUCGAGUUUAUGAAACAAUAUGUGCUCCAGCCGAAGUGAGAUACUUGGUUCAUAUAUGAUUUCAUCUUUACCGAUUUUACGUCGGGACCGCUAACAAUAUUUUACGGGUUAACGGAAAUGCAAUUGAUUGAUCAUUCGUCGAAGACUAAGCCUUUCAUCAUCCAUAUAAUUGAUGUAAAGUUCAUGGAUACGAAUAAUUUGCCAGCUUGGGAACUUCUCAUGCAUUUUCUUAAAAUUUCGUUAAUAGUAGUGAUGAUAGGGCAGCAUUUGGAAGACAUUGAGACUAGUAUACAUGUUAACGUUUGUGCUUUGUGUUCAAACAGGUCCAGUAGGCUUCAAUUCAAAUUUUAUUGCGCAUUUUACGACGAUUAUGUAAACAAGAAUCUAUUCUACAAACCGCCAUAUUUAAUUGUGGUAUUUUUUAUUUUUAUUUAUUGUUUUAUUAUUAUUAUUAUUAUUAUUAUUAUUAUUAUUAUUUUAUUUUUUUUAUUUAUUAUUUUUAUUUAUUUAUUUGUGGUAUUUACAAUCACUGAAAGCUGUUCGGAAUGUAUAUAAAUAAUACAAGCACAAGAUUGUCCAUUACUUCUGACUACUACAUCGCGAUGCGAUUCGUUAGAAAAUAUGAGGGUCAUAAUUAAAGCUUUGGGUGAUAUUAUACAGCCUUUCUAUCAUACUCUGAAUAAAUUCUGCGGUUACACACCACAUAAAGGCUCUAAUUAUGAGUAUGUGUACGUUCUUAAUGAACGUUUAAUAAUCUACAAGAACUUGCAUAGAAAAUUUUUAGGUGUAACAGAACCAAACAAACGUAGAUACUAUCCAGUGAGGAAAUUAUCCAUCAAGAUAUUGGCAACGUAGUUUAUGUCUAUUGAAUAUAGAGGCGUUGCGCAUACAAGAGUCACGGAAAAGCAGCUUGUGCGACCUCUCUCGGUCUUUUCUCCGCACUGAACUCACUAUACGCGCCAUUUUACUGUUCCUGCAGGAGCUUAGUCGUGCGGAUCUGUUCUUGUGAUUUGUGACUAUUUCGAUUUUGCAAUAAAAUUGCAUUAGAUUAAGAUUAUGUCGAACGGCAGUGGAGAUCACGACGAUGAAGGAUAUGUCGUUAAAAUGCGUGGACUCCCAUGGUCCACUACUGUGGAUGAGAUCAUGAAGUUCUUUGGCGACUGUUCCAUUUCUAAUGGUAAAAACGGAGUACAUAUGACAAUGUCACGUGAGGGACGUCCCAGUGGUGAAGCUUAUGUAGAGAUGGACACCCCAGAGGAUAUUGAGAAAGCUUGCAAACGAGACAGAGACCAUAUGGGCCACCGAUACAUUGAAGUGUUUAAAGCCAAACGUGGUGAGAUGGAAUGGGUUGUGAAGAGGAGCGGCCUUAACUUGGAGAACGCGAUGGACGAUGGUUGCGUGAGAUUGCGUGGUCUACCAUUUGGUUGCUCGAAAGAGGAAAUUGCACAAUUCUUCUCAGGGUUGGAGAUAUUGCCGAACGGGAUUUCGCUACCGACAGACUACACGGGCCGCAGUACUGGGGAGGCUUACGUUCAAUUUGUUAACAAAGAUGUUGCGGAGCGCGCUCUGCAGAAACACAAGGAAAAGAUAGGACACAGGUAUAUCGAGAUCUUCCGAAGCAGUUUGUCAGAGGUACGCGCCAGUAUUGGACCAAAAAUGCGCGGUGGUCCUAUGGGUGGCUUCAAUCAGAGGCCCGCGCCAUACACUCGUGGCGAUCGCUUCGGCGGGAUGAAUCGCUUCAGCAAUAACGGCAGAGGAUCCAGAAACAGAGACUUUGACAAUGGACCAUGGGGAAACGGAAACAACUACGGGUCUCGCGGUGGUAAUAUGGGCAUGCGUGGCGGCAUGGACAUGAAAGGCGGCAAUUAUAGAGGUAGUGGCGACUCUUGGGGCGGUAAUUCGGGUGUUCACAGUAUUCACAUGCGAGGAUUGCCGUUUAAAGCGACAGAACAGGACAUAGCCGAUUUCUUUAGACCGAUUGAGCCGGUAAACGUUCGUAUUAUUCUGGAAAAUGGUGGUCGUCCAUCGGGAGAAGCCGAUGUGGAAUUUGCAACCCAUGAGGAAGCCGUGAAAGCCAUGUGCAAAGACAAAAGCCACAUGUCGCACAGAUACAUCGAACUAUUUCUGAAUUCAACCGGCGGCUCAAGCGGCAUGUCAUUGAGUGGCAUUGGCAAUUUUUGCGGAGGCAUAGGCAACAACUUCAGGCCAGGAUACUCGCCGAAUCGAGGCUUCAGUUCGCAGUUGGGAGGCAAUAAUUACAAUAGUUUUUGAGACCGGGCAAUGCGUUUUUAACGCUGAACGACGAUUAUAAACAGUCGAAGAAUCAAAGUGGAUUACUGAUCACACAAACCACAUCUAAAACCAUACUGAUGCAAUAUCGAGUUUAUAUACUUUUUUUUUCUUUAAUUAUACCUCCUAUAUUAAUCGUAAGCCAAACCAAUAGUAUGUAAGAAGUACUUGCUUAUUCUUUUUUCUCUUAUUUUCCUUCCUUUAAGGAUAGACGUUUCUAUAUUAGAAAUAUUCUUUAAUGUGGAAUACACACAAUUUAAAUAUGAAGAAUAGCUUGCCUAAAGAUAAAAAUGGCAACUUCCACUUCACUUUUGAUAUUGUGUGCGUUUUCUUUCGUUUUUUUUUUUUUUUCUUUUCAAGUAUAUGUAGCGAAUUACAAAGAAAAAUUAUCGCAAAGUAUUAAGAAAGAAUAGGGAAAUUUAUCUUGGCAAUAUUAGAAAAUUUGUUUUCUUACGACAACGUUCAUGAUAGUGCGACAUACAAUUUGUUCUAAUCUAAUGUCAAACGAUUAAAAUGAUAGUUUUUUUGAUGAUAUGUAGUCAUGCGUUACAUAUCGUAACAGCUUUGAUGCGAGCUUAGACGUGAUAUUUGUCGGUGUGCGUCGAGAUAUAGCGUGCAAGCUGAAGCGCAAAGUAUACAAUUGUAAUAUAUACGACUGAUUGAUAGUUUGCGAUUGUAUCUAAACAAAUUUAUCGUGUUUAUUUGUUUGUGACGUGCAGGAUACAUAGAAUUCAGAGCAUUCAUUCAAAGGUACUCAUAUUUGUCAGGGCGCGAUAAUGUACCAUACUGCGAUCUUCAAAGUCUUGGAAGUAAGAAGUUAUAGUUUCUUUUAGAUAUUGGUGUUAAUAAAUAAAAAAAAUACCAGCUGGUCAAUGUUUAGUAUAUUAUAAAGCGUAAGUGUAACUUCGGUUUAUAUUCUCUGAGAUAUUUGAAUAAAAAAAAGUAAACUAACAAA